Messenger RNA from Aspergillus mulundensis, 630 nucleotides. Its product is annotated as putative SNF7 family protein Fti1/Did2. Gene Ontology annotation, cellular component: ESCRT III complex; multivesicular body. NCBI's taxonomy places the organism in Eukaryota, Fungi, Ascomycota, Eurotiomycetes, Eurotiales, Aspergillaceae. Bases 1 to 630 code for a protein of 209 amino acids. The transcript has 2 exons. The record is from RefSeq and is a predicted model, not a curated record. Gene Ontology annotation, biological process: endosome transport via multivesicular body sorting pathway; late endosome to vacuole transport; protein transport.
AUGGUUCGAAAGGAUCCUAUUUUUGAAGCUCGCACGAAUGUCAAACUACAUUCAAAUCGUCUCAAGAAGGAGGCCGCACGAGCAGAGGCGACAUUCAAGUCCGAGAAAGCAAAAGCCGACAAGGCGAUGAAAAAUCGCGAGUUCCAAAUCGCCCGGAUCCACGCCUCCUCUGCCGUACGCGAAAAACGUCGACAGGUCAACUUGAAAGCGGAAGCAGCUCGUGCAGACGUCAUCAUAAACGAGCUGAAGGCCGCGCAGAGCACUCGAGAUACGUCAAGGACACUUGCAUUAGCCUCACGAGGAUUAGACGCCGCAUCUAAGAGUGUGAACCUUGAGACACUGGUUUCUCACGCAAACAACUUUCUCGCACGCUCCGAAGACUUCAAAAUUGCGAGCAGCGCUAUUGAAGACGUGGCUCAGGGUGUUUCGAUGCAAGAGUACGGGGCCGAGGGUGAAGCGGAUGUUGAUCGCCUAAUGGAGCAGCUGGCCGACGAUGCGGGCGUUGACAUGCGACUUGCCUUGGAGCAGGACUCUGCGCCCAAAGAGGAUGUGAAGGAACAGACGAAGGUUGACGCAGAUGUUGAGGAUGGCCUAGGUGCUAGACUGCGAGCCCUGCGGGCUGCCAACUGA